Molecule: messenger RNA, 1389 nt
Organism: Rotaria sp. Silwood2
Lineage: Eukaryota; Metazoa; Rotifera; Eurotatoria; Philodinida; Philodinidae
Source: the annotation of a GenBank genome assembly
AUGACUUUGAAUAAGAUUGAUUCAAAUAUGUGGAAGUUGAUUCGAACUCGACUACCAUCAUUUAUAUCAUUAAGAUCAAUAUUCAUCGAUUAUGUUCAUGAUUCAAAUGAAUCAACAUCAACAUUAAUGUCACUCAUUUUUCACGAUCUUCUAUUCAUUUUAAAAUCAUUAAAACAUUUGUCUCUUAGCACAUUAUUUGGUCGGAAAGAAACCAUAAACAUUUCAUCAUCUUCUUUAAUACAAACAUCUGCUAUUGAAUGUUUAACAGUAAUAGGUAUUAAAAUUAACUUACAUCAAAUUUUAGCUAUUGCACCUAUGUUACGUCAACUCAACGCCAAAUUGAUUAUUAAUCCGUUUUCUGCCAUUGAUAUGAUUUUUCAACCAUCUAUUAAUUUACAACAAUUAUCGAUCAUUAACAAUUGUAUGACUAUGCUCGAUAUUAGAUGUUUACUCUCGUUGAUGACUCGUCUUACUCAUCUUAGUCUUAAUAUCUUUAAUGUGGAAAGUAAUAUGUUCAAUGGCGAUGCAUGGAUACCAUUACUAACUAGAAUAAUCGUAUUUCAGUUCGUAUUUAGAAUUUCAACUGGAGUUAAUAUCGAUCUCAAUUCUUUUCGUACUGAAUUCUGGCUUGAAGAAAAGAAAUGGUAUGUGACAUUUGAUCAAUGGAUCGAUACUUCUUAUUCAUUUCUCUAUACGAAUCCAUGCUUUGAAAACUAUUUUUAUCCAUUACCAUUUAUGAAGAAAACAUUGGUAACAGAAUCAAGUGGAUUAGAACCAACCACGUGUCCACAUACUAAAUAUCUUUUUUUUGACACUCAAUUACCAAUGCCAGAAGCACAUUUACGUCGGUUUACACAUGCUGAUACGUUAAUCGUCGAAAGAGAUCUUGACAUUUCACUUAAAUUUAUCACCACUUGCAUCGAUUUAUCACGAAUUACUAGGUUCGCACAAGGUAAAUCGGAAACAGAACAGUCAAACAAAGAAUUUGUACGAAUUCUGCAUUGUCUUCCACAUCUAGGUUCACUUUGCUUGCACACUUCAACUCUCGUUUUAUUUUUUAAUCGACAUUGGCCACAAAUUAUUGAUCUCAACAUGAAGGUUGAUUUACUUGGUUCAUUUAAACGACUGCUAUCAAAUGAAAUCGAUGCACUUUGGCGUUCGUUUACUCAUCUGCAGCGAUUGGACUUUGAUCGUCAAGGCGUUCAAAAUCUAUCAAGAUUAUUCAAUAACAUGACGAUGACAUUAUCGAGUGUAUCAAUUCGUCACUAUGGUUAUAUCCAUGAUUUAAAUCCUCAAAUGAUCACACGUCAAUGGCUUGAACAGAAUUCAAAAUUGUGUCAAUUUGACUAUUUUCAAGACAAUGAAUGGGAAGUUCAUUUAUGGCUCUAG